This is a messenger RNA of Periophthalmus magnuspinnatus, 5928 nucleotides long. Its product is annotated as kinesin-1 heavy chain. The record is from RefSeq and is a predicted model, not a curated record. The transcript has 26 exons. The coding region runs from base 282 to 3164 and encodes 960 amino acids. Gene Ontology annotation, molecular function: microtubule motor activity; ATP binding; microtubule binding. Lineage: Eukaryota; Metazoa; Chordata; Actinopteri; Gobiiformes; Gobiidae. Gene Ontology annotation, biological process: microtubule-based movement.
GGUGCACAGGGCGGGGCGCGCAGAGGUGACGUCAUGUGAUCCGGAGCCGCUGAUCGCCGCUGUCAUGGCCUCCGCUCGGACCGCGCUGUAAACGCUCCCAAAACGCAGCCAAAACGCGCCCAAACACAAUCCGAACCCACGGCCCGGUCCUUUCCUGACGCCCAGAGAGGGAGCGAGGGUCCCGGGCUCCCGUCCGUCCCCUGGCCGCCCCUCGGGGACCCUCCUAACGCCGCUGCUACUCGUUCUGUCGCUGCGCUGGUCUCCGUGAACCGCGGAAGAAGAUGGCGGACCCGGCGGAGUGCACCAUCAAAGUGAUGUGCCGUUUCAGGCCCCUGAACAGCUCCGAGGUGACCCGCGGAGACAAGUACAUCCCGAAGUUCCAGGGCGAGGACACGGUGGUGAUCGCGGGUAAACCUUACAUGUUUGACCGAGUUUUCCAGUCCAGCACCACACAAGAGCAAGUGUACAAUGCCUGCGCCCAGAAGAUCGUCAAAGAUGUUUUGGAGGGGUACAAUGGAACGAUCUUCGCUUAUGGACAGACAUCUUCUGGAAAAACCCACACGAUGGAGGGGAACCUUCACGACACAGACUCUAUGGGCAUCAUCCCUCGAAUUGUCCAGGACAUCUUCAACUACAUCUACUCCAUGGACGAGAACCUGGAGUUCCACAUUAAGGUGUCGUAUUUUGAAAUUUAUUUGGACAAGAUCCGAGACCUUCUGGAUGUGUCCAAAACAAACCUGUCUGUUCACGAGGACAAGAACCGCGUCCCCUACGUCAAGGGAUGCACUGAACGCUUUGUGUGCAGCCCUGAGGAGGUCAUGGACACCAUCGAUGAGGGGAAGUCCAACCGUCACGUUGCUGUCACAAACAUGAACGAGCACAGUUCCAGGAGUCACAGUAUUUUCCUGAUAAACGUCAAACAGGAGAACACUCAGACAGAACAGAAGCUCAGUGGAAAGCUCUACCUGGUGGAUCUGGCUGGGAGCGAGAAGGUGAGUAAAACCGGAGCAGAGGGAGCCGUUCUGGAUGAAGCCAAAAACAUCAACAAGUCUCUGUCAUCUCUGGGAAAUGUCAUCUCUGCUCUGGCUGAAGGAACCGCCUACAUCCCGUACAGAGACAGUAAAAUGACGCGAAUCCUGCAAGACUCUCUGGGAGGAAACUGUCGCACCACCAUUGUGAUCUGCUGCUCACCCUCCUCCUACAAUGAGGCCGAGACCAAGUCCACGCUCAUGUUUGGGCAGAGAGCCAAGACGAUCAAGAACACGGUGACAGUGAACAUUGAGCUAACGGCUGAGCAGUGGAAGCAGAAGUACGAGAGAGAGAAGGAGAAGAACAAGACCCUGAGGAACACCAUCACCUGGCUGGAGAACGAGCUCAACCGCUGGAGGAAUGGGGAAAGUGUUCCGCUGGAGGAGCAAUUUGACAAAGAGAAGGCCAAAGAGGAGGUUUUGGCUCUGGACAACAUCAUGAACGAGAAGGCGGCAUCCACUCCCAACAUGCCUGGGGGCAGACUCACUGACGUGGAGAAGGACAAGUGUGAGGCGGAGCUCGCCAAACUUUACAAGCAGCUGGAUGACAAGGAUGAGGAGAUCAACCAGCAGAGCCAGCUUGCAGAGAAGCUGAAGCAGCAAAUGUUGGACCAGGAAGAGCUCCUGGCGUCCUCGCGCAGGGACCAUGAGAACCUCCAGGCUGAGCUGAACCGGCUGCAGGCUGAGAAUGAGGCGUCGAAGGAGGAGGUGAAGGAGGUCCUUCAGGCUCUGGAGGAACUGGCUGUGAAUUACGACCAGAAGAGCCAAGAGGUGGAGGACAAGACCAAGGAGUUUGAGUUGAUCAGCGAGGAGCUCAGCCAGAAGUCUUCUGUCUUGUCAUCUCUGGAUUCGGAGCUGCAGAAGUUGAAGGAGAUGUCCAACCAUCAGAAGAAGAGGGUCACAGAGAUGAUGUCGUCUCUGCUCAAGGACCUGGCAGAGAUCGGCAUCGCGGUGGGCAGCAACGACAUCAAGCAUGACGGCGGCAGUGGGCUCAUAGACGAGGAGUUCACGGUGGCGCGUCUCUAUAUCAGUAAAAUGAAGUCUGAGGUGAAGUCGAUGGUGAAGCGCUGCAAGCAGCUGGAGAGCACUCAGUCCGAGAGCAACAAGAAGAUGGACGAGAGCGACAAGGAGCUGGCAGCCUGCCAACUGCGCAUCUCCCAGCACGAAGCGAAGAUCAAGUCUCUGACAGAGUAUCUCCAGAACGUGGAGCAGAAAAAACGUCAGCUAGAGGAGAGUGUGGACUCUCUGAAUGAGGAGCUUGUCAAACUCAGCGCACAGGAGAAAGUCCACGCCAUGGAGAAGGAGAACGAGAUCCAGACUGCCAACGAAGUCAAGGCAGCUGUGGAGAAGCAGAUCCAUUCUCACCGAGAGGCUCAUCAGAAACAGAUCAGCAGCCUGAGGGACGAACUGGACCACAAGGAGAAACUCAUCACAGAGCUACAAGAUCUGAACCAGAAGAUCAUGCUGGAGCAGGAGCGACUGAGAGUGGAGCACGAGAAACUCAAAUCCACAGACCAGGAGAAAAGUCGCAAACUGCACGAGCUCACGGUGAUGCAGGAUCGCAGGGAGCAGGCUCGCCAGGAUCUCAAGGGCCUGGAGGAGACAGUGGCCAAAGAGCUGCAGACUUUACACAACUUGAGGAAACUGUUCGUUCAGGACCUGGCCACACGUGUCAAGAAGAGUGCGGAGAUGGACUCAGACGACACCGGGGGCAGUGCUGCACAGAAACAGAAGAUUUCUUUUCUGGAGAACAAUCUGGAACAACUCACCAAGGUUCACAAACAGCUGGUGCGUGACAAUGCAGACCUGCGCUGUGAGCUUCCUAAACUCGAGAAGCGUCUGCGAGCGACGGCUGAGCGCGUCAAAGCUCUGGAGUCUGCCCUGAAGGAGGCGAAAGAGAACGCCGCGCGAGACCGCAAACGCUACCAACAGGAAGUCGACCGCAUCAAGGAGGCUGUGCGGGCAAAGAACAUGGCGCGCAGAGGACACAGCGCGCAGAUCGCUAAGCCCAUCCGCCCGGGACAGCAGCCGGUGGCGUCUCCCACUCACCCCAACAUGAACCGCUCAACCGGGGGCUUCUACCAGAACAGCCAGAGCGUGUCCAUCCGCGGAGGGAGCAAGGCCGACAAGAACUGAAGUUUGUCUGAAGUGUGACAGAAGCUCGGCCAAUCCUGUCGUCCACUGCAGCGAGGCUCCUCCCCAAUCCACGCGAGGCUCCUCCCUCAAAUCCAUAUAAAUAUCUAUAAAUAAGAAUCCUCCAUCUGUACAGCCCCUUUUCACAUCCUCCCUCCUCUUUUCCUCUCCUUGUCUCUUCGUUUCCUCUCUCCUCUCCUCUUCUUCCUUCCCUCGUCUGUUCCCUCCUCAUCUCCUUAUCUACUCCUCUCUCCUUGUCACCUCUCCUUCCUCCUCUCCUCUCCUCUCCUCUUCUCUUCUCCUCUUCCCCCUGUCCUCUUCCUCUCCUCCCCUCUGACCCCUGACCCUCCUUUUCCUGAGCGCGUGUGUAGCUUCAGUUCUCGGUCGUAUUUUUUCUGCACAUUUUAGUCGUUGCUUUGAGUUUUGGCGCUGUUCUUCUUCUGAAUGUACCAGAGCAAAGCGGAUUCAUCUGCUCCAGUGGAAAUGACCUGAACUCACAAGCUUCAUCUGCGUUUGACAAGUUUAGUCUUCAUCAGUGCUGCGGCGCGAUUCUGUGUUGUUCAGACCUGGUUCAACGCUCUAAAUGAGACAAAACACGAACUCUUUCAGCUUUAAACACAAAAAGCAACGUAAACCAGUCAUACAUAACACAGACUUAAAGGCGCGCUGUGCAACUUUUCUAGUGGGGGAUCUGCUGCCUGUUUGUCUCAAGGUAGAUGGUACUGCUUUACCUGAACGGAAUGAUGUUCCAAUGUACGGCAUUAAACAUAUCUUGCACAUAAUUUUUUUCCUGCUAAAAUAUCGUGGAAAAACAUGCAUCCUUACUAUGAACGGUUUGACCUGUAACUUGGCCUGUACUUUUUAAAUGUAUAGCUUAAAUGCCAUACUUUGGAAUAUUGCAGACAAAAGCAAUGACCAGAAAUGUUACAAGGUGCGGCUUUAAACAAGAAAACUAAAGAAGCUCAUAAAUAAAACAUGGAAACUUGUCAGACGGCGAUUUACUCUUAAGAAUUCGCUUCAUUGUAACUGGGGCAGAGACACUUUUGCAGCGCUUCCCUCCUAUCACCUCUAUACGCUGUACAUUUCUCCUUUAAUAUCGAUAAUAAUAAUAUGGCUUAGACUUUACACGCUUGGUAAAAGGAGAAUGGUUCAAAAAGUGUGUUUAUUCUCGCACUACUGUUGUAACUGCACAGAGGGAGAGGUAUGUAGAUAAAGUAACGCUAACUUAUUAUUAAUGUCAUCACAGGGCGCACAGUGAAGGGGUGCGGAGGCGGUUUUCUGGAAGUAAAUGUGCCUCUGAGCAAGGAGAAGGUUGUGGGUUCAACUCUUGAUCUCUCUCUGGUGUCUUGCUGUUGGAUUUUGUUAUUUCAGACGUGCAUUCGGACUUUUCAGAAACCCGUCCUCCUUUAUACACCUUAAAGCAUCGUACACACUCCCCUUUGUCACAUUUGGAUACAUUGUUUUGUGCCUCGUUGAUACUUCGUUUUCUUCCCUUUCGUUUCGUGGUUGUUUUUACGUCAGAAUCUUUUAGCCGUUUCCCUCGCACGAAAAGACGACAUAAUGCGGUUGGUGAUUGGUCAGAGGAGCCGCUGAUCGACCAAUCAGACGCGCCGACGCUGGCCUCACUGUUUCUAAGGAUGAAGGGUAUUUAAAUAGGUGUAGGACGUCAUGUCAUUUGUUCUAUUUUUAGAGUGUUUUUUUUUCACGAUUUUGAAUUUUGAAUUUUGUUUUUUGUUUUUCGGCGGUUUUGUGUCGUGCCCCCCUCCUCUUUCACAUUGUAAAGCCCAGAAUGAAACAACACUAGUGCAAUAUACUGUAAUGUACACUGUAGUCUCAUCCAACAGUCUGUGGAGGCGCGUUUACACCAAGGAUUACGGUAACAAUGCUAAACUGUCUGUAUUUAUUUAAAAUGUUGAAAGGUCUAGACUUUGUGCUUGAUUUCAGUCUCUCUAAACUCUUUAAAAGUAACAUGAUUUGGCUGUCGUGAGGUUAAACUGUUGAAGAAAUUGUGUACCGUAGUGUUUGGUGUAAAAGAGCCUUUUGUGGAUAAGGCUUUUUCUCACACUCUCUGUACAGUAGAAUGUAUGUAACUAGGAUAAAACUGCACCACGAAAAACUCUAAAACCAGUGGAAAAUUUGAAGUGUCAUUUUAACCAAGGGCCUGGCUGCACCGAGAUAUGCAAGUGUCCCAAACGUUUACUAGGUCUGGACCAGGUCUGGACCAGGUAUAAACUGGGACUUUUUAAAAUGGAAUUGGUCCUUAUUUCUCAAUCCUGCUCCUCAGAUUUUCUCUCCACACGUCUGUCGCAUCACCCAUAUUAACUAUUGAAAUAAUAAAAUGAAACAUUUUUGGUCGCAGCAAGGAACUGUAGUGGCUCGUCCCAAAUGCAUUUAAACUGCGUGUUGCCAGGCGCUUGGUAAAACCUGUAGACUAGUCCUACAUUUGAGCUGUUUAAUGCACUUGUACCAUAUGGAAGCACUCCUGGCUGCUGCGAACUCAAAAUAUUUGAGAUGUAAUUAUUAUUUUCUUUUGUUUUUUGGACCUCAAAGUUUCACCAAAACUGGACGCUCGGCAGUCUGUAUCGUGUAGUGUGGCCUGAAUCUCGGUAAACUCUAACUUAAACAAACUAAAUAGUAGCCAUGUUUUUAUUACUGUGUAAUAGUCGGUGCGUGUGACGGUUUGGGAGAGAAUCAUUCCUACGGGGCACAGGGACAGAAGACUGCAUGUUGUAAAUGUACCUGUGAUUAAAUAAUUAUGACAAAUGUU